Molecule: messenger RNA, 645 nt
Organism: Effrenium voratum
Lineage: Eukaryota; Dinophyceae; Suessiales; Symbiodiniaceae
Source: the annotation of a GenBank genome assembly
AUGGGCCAGAGUCUUUCGCAGAGCAGCCGAAGCCCAAUUUCCAGCAGCUGCAAGCCCAACCCGAGCCUGGACGACGUCUUCUUCUAUAGCGUCAACGAGAUUCGAGAAAAUGUAUUCUCCAUGUUCUCGUUCUCUUCUUCGUCUGCCUCCUGGACGGUGCCCGAGUUGGAGCGAGAGAAGCUGGAGCGCGUGAAGAAGGUGACGCGGGUCUACUGGUGCUCUGAGCCCCUGAAUGAGCUGGGACAGCUGAAGGUGCUGAGCCCGCGCUCACUGCCAAGGUGGCUCGCCAUGCGAGCCUCGCGGGAGCUGGAGGGCCCGGCCUCCUGGGAACUGGGACACUCCUUCGCGCUGGUGGACGUGGAGCUCUCUCCGGAGGCAGAAGAGGGCCGCAGCUUUGAGAGAUAUCGCUUGAACUGGGGCGCGGGCCGACAUCACAAUAUGAACCUACUCAUCGAGCGUCAGGAACGAGUCCCCUCGCGACAACUCACCGGGGAGCGGUUGGAGAAGGAUCUCUUGCAGCGCUGGGAUGGACAGCCCUACGACGCCAACGCUGCGAACAAUCGGAACUGCCACCACUUUGUGCAGGAGCUUAUCCACACGUGCACUCGACAUGCUGGACACGAGGACACAGAUCGUCCUGCGUGA